AUGAACAAUGUAAUCAACCUUUUAAUUAAUGAAAUAAAAGUUAUAGAACGAAAAGAAAAUGUUAAAGAUUUAUCAAAGGAAAAAGGGAUAAAUGUUGCAAAAUCAUUUUUGAAUGAAAAUUUUUCUGAUGCAAAAGUCUCAAAUUUUUUAUCAGACAAAGAAAAAGAUAAUAAAAGGGAAACAAAAGAAAAAAAAAUAAAUGAAGGAAAUGAAGAAAAAGAAGAUGAAGAUAUAAAUGAUGAUGAUGACCAUAUUAGUGAAAGUGAAAAAAAAGUUCUACAAUUUUAUGAUGAAAAAAUUGAUGAUUAUAAUGAAGAAUAUGUAAAUAAAAAAUAUAGAUUUUGUACAAAAAAUUGUGAUUCAAGUUUAUGUUGCUGUGGAUGCUUUACACCUGUUUGUUAUCAAAGUCAAAGGCAUGAACAUUAUAUUAAUCAAUACAGAAGCUUAUAUGCAGUUAAUGUAAAAAUAAAUGAAGAUACUUUAUUAGAUGAAGAUGAAAUUAAUUCAAAAAAUAAAAACUCAAAUAAUUUAGAUGGAAAAGAAGAAAACAAUAUAAAAAAGGACUUAAAUAAUAUCACAACUACAAAUAAAAAAAGGAGAGAAAAGGAAAAUUCACUAAAAUAUCACGCUGUUUUUUGUAUUAACUGUAAUAAUCAUAUUGCCUAUUUUGAAAUAAAAGAAAAAGUCUUUCAUUUUUUUGAUGUUUUACCUGAUUAA
Plasmodium gallinaceum is the source of this 717-nucleotide messenger RNA. RefSeq names its product E2F-associated phosphoprotein, putative. The record is from RefSeq and is a predicted model, not a curated record. The transcript has 4 exons. Gene Ontology annotation, cellular component: nucleus. Gene Ontology annotation, biological process: positive regulation of cell population proliferation. The coding region runs from base 1 to 717 and encodes 238 amino acids. Lineage: Eukaryota; Apicomplexa; Aconoidasida; Haemosporida; Plasmodiidae.